This is a messenger RNA of Acipenser ruthenus (sterlet), 7423 nucleotides long. Its product is annotated as interphotoreceptor matrix proteoglycan 2-like. Gene Ontology annotation, molecular function: heparin binding; hyaluronic acid binding. The transcript has 23 exons. NCBI's taxonomy places the organism in Eukaryota, Metazoa, Chordata, Actinopteri, Acipenseriformes, Acipenseridae. Bases 90 to 5303 code for a protein of 1737 amino acids. The record is from RefSeq and is a predicted model, not a curated record. Gene Ontology annotation, biological process: visual perception.
CGCGGAGCUGUCUUUCAGCACCAUUGGCGUUACUUUGCAUUACUCAAACGCAUUGAAAUACGCAUCAAAGCUAGUGAAGCGGAUACAAAAUGCUGGAUUUUUACUGGAAAAGUUUUCUGUGUGUCUUAGUUUUCAUCGUAACGAGAGGAACUCUUCAAGCCAGCACGGACAUCAGUCCAGAAAUACCUGUACAGCAAGCACAACAUGGGCAGCUCCAACUGACAGGAAUUUUGGAAGGACUUGUUCCAUUCCCUGAUUUAAAAUAUAAUGCGAAUAAAAGCGCAAUUCCCAGAAGAAAACGCAACGUGUUGUUUCCCAGUGGAGUUAAAGUUUGUCCGCAUGAAACUGUUCAACAGGCAAUAACAAACCAUUUGAAAUAUUUCAAACUCGGAGUGUGCCAAGAAACUGUGUGGGAGGCAUUUAAGAUCUUCUGGGGCCGACUUCCUGAACGGGAUGAGUACCAGCGCUGGAUGAAGCUCUGUGAGGACGGGACCAUGAGCAUGUUUGAAAUCGGCACCAGCUUCAGUCAGUCUGAGGAGCACCUUCUUCUGGUCCAGAAUCGAUUGUCGUUGAUGUCACAAAACAGCCCUUGCCCUGAUGGUUCAUGCAGUCAACCCACUAACCUGUGGCAUCUCUUGUGCAGCACACAACCAACAGCCUCUACGGCUGAACUUGACAAUACUACUCGAAGAGACGCAGCAGCAAAUGUUUCUCCCACGCAGAUGGUCUCCGUUGAAACAAUCCCGUCCAGUGAAGACAGUAUCACGAACGAGAUUGUAGAUGUCACAGAGAGACCAGUGAGGCCCGUUGCAGAGCAGGUGGUGGAGCUGAGUAUUCAGCUGACAGGAGAGAGUUACAGCGAGGAUCUGGAGAACCCUGACAGCGUCCGCUUCCAGGACCUCACUAAGCACUUCAUCUACGAGAUUCAAAAUGCGUUUCAAAGGUUGCCAGGGUUCAAGAGUGUGAAUGUGCUUGAAUUUAGGGAGCCACAAGACCCAGAGAGUGUUAAUGCAGUGGUGGUUCAUUAUGGCGUGACCUUUGAAGUGGGAACUGGGGGAAUCAGCAACGAGACCCUGGACUUUAUUAACCUGCACAACAAGGUAGAGGAGCCCUACCCGGAGACAGAAGAGAGCCCCACUGUGGUUUACACUGUCACUGACCUCCGCAAUUACAUCGCUGAGGCCCUCAUCAAGGAAGCCAUCAUUGGAAAUGCAACUUUAGCUGUGGAUCCGGACUCUCUUCAGCUUGCAAAUGAGGAUGGAUCAUCAUCUCUUAAGGAUUCAGAAACCUCAGGCCCAACAGAAGAACCACUAGCAAGCAUGGAGAAUAUUCUGGCAGCCGAGAGACCUCCUAAUGGCUCUUCCUUGGAACUGAACAAAAACGACAUCUUUGUGAAUGGUUACACCACAGGUGACAUCCACUUUGACAGUGUGCACCCCAAUGACCUGUGGGUGGAGUCUCAGACUCCUUUUGCUGAUGAGAAUGAUGUCAUAGUACUGGAGGAGAGCCCCACUUCUGCAUCCCCAUUACUCACAUACCCAACUAUCGCAGAGCCCACCUCAGGAGUAGACAGUUCUGUCAUUACAUCCCAGCCAGGCACAGAGGAUUCUGAAAAUAUAGAAGAAGAGGGCUUCCUGUUCAGUAAUACUAUAGUUACUCUGAAGACACCCACAUCCAGUCCAGAGAAGGUAACCCCAAACACUGUGCUCAACGUUGAACAUCCAACCACUGUUGCGCCAUCUCCUGCAACUACCCAAGCUGAAGAACCAGCUGUGCCCACACCCAUGACAGGAAACCUGGUAACAGUAGCUCCAGAGAGUGGAUUAAGUGAAGGAGGGUCCUAUACCCAUACUGCCCUUCCAAACCAGAAACCAGAGGCUCCGAUUAAUACAGCAGAUGAGAUUCCACUACCUCACAGCACACAUUCCACAACAACACCUGCCUCUGACACAGUGUCCACAGAAAGUGAGACAGACGUACCAGCCACGGUGUCACCCACACAAGAUCCUCCCACAUCUUCGGCUGUCGAUGAAGCCUUGAUUGUUACAACAGAAGGACGCGUGAUGGUCUCUCCUUCACAAUAUCCCACCACACCUUUUUCUUCAGAUGAAGCUUUAGCAGUUGAAACAGAAAGUCCAGUCAUAGUGUCUCCAUUGCAAGAUCCUACCACACCUUCUUCAUUGAAUGAAGCAUUAGACGUUGCAACAGAAAGUCCAGUCAUGGUACCCCCAUCUGAGCAUCCUAUCACACUAUCUUCAUUAGAUGAAGCAUCAGCAGUUGGAAUAGAAAGUUCAGUCAUAGUGUCUGAUCCUCAAGAUCCUACCACACCUUCUUCAUCAGAUGAAGCUUUAGCAGUUGAAGCAGAGAGUCCAGUCAUAGUGUCUCCUUCUCAAGCUCCUACCACACCAUUGUUAUCAGAUGAAGCUUUGGUAGUUGCAACAGAAAGUCCAGUCAUGGUGUCUCUAUCUCAAAAUCCUAUCACACCUUUUUCAUUUGAUGAAGCUUUACCAGUAACAACAGAAAAGACAGCCAUAGCAAGCAAUCAAUUAUUUGAAGAAGGGUCUGGUUCUGGGUUCUUCCACUCUGGAGAAGAGCCAGGCCGUGAUGUUUGGCCUUGGGUUCCUGUGACACCUGACCUUAUAUCCUUGUUAAGUACAAAUGAGGACCCCAAAGAGAAGUUCAUUGAUCCCCCCGAUUUUGUUAAUGAGAAUUUUAUUGAUGUUACGUCAAUAACUGAGGAUUCAUAUAUUGAUUACAAACCCACAAACAUUGUAUUUAUUGAUGACAGAACACUAAGUGAGGACCUAGAAAUGCAAAAAGAGCUUUUGGACAGAGAUAUUGUCACUGAGGAUAUUAGGAAUAAGCCUCACUAUACCACCACUGAUGUAGCCCCUGUUUUAUUGACAAUGGAGACGUUAACAGUGGCGCUGUCCAUCCAGACCUCAGAGGCCUCUGGUAGUUAUGAUUACUAUGUGAGUGAGCCAAUCACCAUGCUCACCCCAGUCACUGAUAAUGCUCUCCCUAAUGUUCUGGAGGAACACACUACCGUAGCUUAUGUACUUGAAGGACCAUCUACUAGGGGGCAACAAUUUGUCACAGUCGGGGAUGCAUUUAGCAAUGAGGAAUUAUUGGAAGUGGUGCCAACAACAGAGCUGACUACUACAGAGAAACUUCCAGCACAGUCAGUCGCCAUGGGUCCCAUGGUCACCUCACAUCCUACUCCAGGGGAACCACUCACAGAGCUAUUUAAUAGAGAGGAGGAAGAAAAGGAUUCACCCACUCUUACCCAACCAGUUACCGAGACAUCUACAUUAGGGAUAUACAUGGGAAACAAAAUUACAGAAACAUUCACAGUUGGGGAAGCCUUUGUAGGACUGAGCACAGAGGAGCAACCUCUCAUAGAGCCAUUCAAUGGAGAUAAAGACCAGGGGGGCCUGAAAAUACCCAUCAAAGAACAGGUCACAGUCACAGAAUCACCCUUAACAGGCAAUCCCACCAUCGAAAUCUCAAAAGAAGAUCAACCGGCAUUGGAUUUGUCUGACUCACGUAUUCUUGCUGUAAACUUGACAAGCAAAGAGACACCAGUCAUGGAGUUAUUCAGCACUGUACAACCCACCACAGAGUCCCCCAAAGAUGAAUCACCUUUCACUAAACACUCAAUCAUUCUGCCACCAAAUGUAGAAUCUGCUACCAUGCUGCCUGUGCUGACAGAACCGCCAGCUACAUUCCAGUACGUACCUGAACAAACUACACUGUUCGUACCAGAUGAAAUGUCUACAGCAGAUAAUGUGUUUACGGAAAUCACAAAUAUGCCAGUGGACAUUACUGAGCAACCUGAUGUAGCUCAUACCCCUAGCCAUCCUGUGACAGAAAUUUCCAUUAAUAAAGGCGACAGCAGUGAAGUGUAUCCAUUAACUACAACGCCUCCCUUGCUGCAGUCAACUACUGAACCCACCACCGAUGACUUGAUGGUAAUCUCAGUGUCAUCUACUAAGAAUCCCACCCAGCCACAGCUACCAGUGAUUCCUGAUGAAAAUGAGGACAUUGGUACGGCAGUGCUGGGAAUACAGACAUACGGACCAGCAAUACAAGACAUUACCGACCUUGAUCAUCCUGACCUGGUCUACCACCACACCGGGGUUAGCCAUAUAGAGGAGGAGAGCAGUGGGAAAACAGCAGUUAAUGUACAUGCUACAGACAUGGCGAGUGUGGCCAAGUCUACAAAUGGAAACAUUACUCUGCCGACACGGGCGCUAGUGGUUUUCUUCAGCCUUAGAGUGACGAACAUGAUGUUCUCUGAAGAUCUGUUUAAUAAAAGCUCUCCCGAGUACAAAGCUCUUGAGCAACGAUUCCUGGAACUGCUGGUUCCUUACCUGCAGUCCAACCUCACCAACUUCCAAAACCUUGAGAUCCUCAACUUCAGGAAUGGCAGCAUAGUAGUGAACAGUCGAAUGAAGUUUGCUAAGCGGGUGCCCCGCAACGUUACAAAUGCGGUCUACAUAAUUCUGGAGGAUUUCUGCAAUACUGCCUAUCAAACCAUGAAUCUUGCCAUUGACAAGUACUCCCUGGAUGUGGAGUCGGGAUAUCAAGCUGACCCGUGUAAGUUCCAGGCCUGCAAUGAGUUCUCCCAGUGCUCAGUAAACCGCUGGUUGGGGGAGGCGGAGUGCAUCUGCAACGCUGGCUAUUUUAGCGUUGAUGGACUGCCUUGUCAGAGUAUCUGUGAGCUUCAACCAGACUUCUGUCUGAAUGAUGGAAAAUGUGACAUCGUCCCAGGCCAAGGAGCAAUCUGCAGGUGCCGUGUUGGUGAGAACUGGUGGUACCGCGGCGAACACUGUGAGGAGUACGUCUCUGAGCCCCUGGUGGUGGGGAUUGCCAUUGCCUCGGUGGCUGGCUUCCUGCUGGUCGCUUCUGCUGUCAUCUUUUUCUUGUCUAGGACACUGCGUGACCAAUACAGCAAGAAUGAUAUAGAGGAGCCUGUCGGGUUCGGGGACAGCCUGGCGUCCAUGGAGAAGGCAGUGAAGUACAACCCCAUGUAUGAGAGUGAUGCCACCACGGGCUACAGUCACUACUACAGACGCUACCCGCAUAUUCCUUCAUACAGCUCAGCCAGUGCUGAUGCCUCCACAAACUUCAGUAGCGAGGAGAUCCGACACAUUUAUGAGCACAGCAAGCUCACCAAGGAGGAAAUUCAGGACAGAAUACGAAUAAUAGAACUGUACGCCAAGGACCGGCAGUUUGCUGAGUUUGUACGGCAGCAUCAAAUUCGGGCCUUGGAUGUCAGACAAGGAAGCCCUUCCAGUUAGUAGCACGGCAGCCAGCUGUACAAAACAAGGAGAAUGUCUUGGUAAAUGGCGGAAAGGAUGGGCAAUGCUGUGUGCCCUGAAAAAUGUAAUGUUUCUGCUGCCAUGGCCACCACAUCAAGGACGUCGUGAUAGAAUGUCUAGCUCUGAAGAGUUUGUGUGCUUUGUUCAAUUUUGUCCAAUUUUGUCAAAAUCCAUUAAGAAAAAAAAGACUAAUGUUGCUGUCCUGGUGAAUAAUACAAAAAAAAAAAAAAAAGAAUGCAUUUUAUGUUGUUGUUUUGUUUUUUUUUGGAUGGAGUGAACAUGAUUUGCAUUGCUAUUUUUUAAAUGUGUAUUAUUGCUGUUCUUUAAUAUUGCAGCCAUUACCUUUUCUUUUUACAGUAUUUCAUGAUGGUUUCUACACAUGUUGUGUACUUUCCCCCCAUUGCAAGGCUUCUCAUUCAUCACUGCUUUAGAGCAUUACAGGUUAGAAACAGGGGGACAUGCGUGUAAAUGAUCCUUCACAGGUGCAGCCUGUUAGUGCCUUCAUCUGGUUCUACAGCAAGUGCUGGCAUACUUAGUUUUGGUCUGUCAGGGUCCUCCACAAAGGACAAUCUGACCACUACAGAAAUAGAUACCAGGGGAUUUGAAUCUUGAAAGAUUCUUAGCACAAAAGGAUUUUAGUAAUGAAGCUCACAAUACAACAUGGAAGAUGUAUUUGUAUGUUUAAAAUAUAUGUAUCUGGGGGGUCCCCGAGUGGUUCAUCCAGUUAAAGCUGCCGCUAGAUAAGUCAGAUAGCUUGGACGGCACCAGUUCAUGUCCAGUCUGUGCAAAGACGAGGGGGGCAUCACAUUGGCUCUGACGCCCCCGUGUGGGGGAUGGAAAACCGUCAGGGAUUGCUUCUCCUCAAUUCGCAAAAGUACACCCUACUGUCCAGACACCGAGCACAUUCAGAGUGGAUAAAAAGCAGGGCUAGACUCUGUUCUCUGGAAUCGGUAGCCUGCCCACCUCUGCUCUGGAUUGCUCGGCGUAAAAGCGAUUCUGGGUUUAGGCUUGUGAGAUCGGAGGAGGCUCACAUGCCCUAAGAGUCUGUGCUGUGUGGGGACUCGCUGCGGUGAAAAAACAUAAUUGGACAUUCCAAAUUGGGGGAAAAUAAAUAAAAAUAAUAAUUGGUCACUCUAAAUUUAAAAAUAAUAUAUAUAUAUAUAUAUAUAUAUAUAUAUAUAUAUAUAUAUAUAUAUAUAUAGUUCUUUGGCUAGUGUGAGUAAAACAUGCUGGGAACACACGCUUUUAUUGAAAAAAAGGUUACAAACAAUCUUAGGAAUGUAUUGGCUGCUCCCUUAUAAAACUUUAUAAAAGUUUACCAUAGUAAUCAUCAUGGUGUAAUAAAGCACAGGGAGGCACAGUAAAUCAUAAGGUGAACCAUGGUAAAUACAUAGGAGAAGCAUGCAAGUAUUGUGUUAUGUUUUAAUUUUUUUUUUUUUACAGUACUCUAGAAUCAGCGAUUUAUUGAUUGCAGUGUUAUUUAUUAUGUUAUUUAAUAGUAUUAAUUUAAGUUUUUUUUUAAAUUAAGAAAGAUAUUUUAUACAAAGAGAACAUACCUUGCAUGUGCAAGGAAACACAGCAACAAACCAAAUGUAGUGGAGUAUGAAUGUGAUUGUUUGUAGUGGACUGCCACAGAGUACUUAUGUUUUAAUACAUUGCUUCAAUAAAAGUACAUUCUGCUAGAUUCUGGGAAACAGAAAAACUAGUAUUUCACAGUUUGUUGUUUGUUUAUUGCAAAGGCAAGUGAAAAACAAGGUAUUCAAGUAGGAUUUCUGAACAGAAGCUAGGUUGGAUGUGUUGUGGUUGGGUGAUGGCAGGAGCGUGUGUUUUUGUGCAUAUAUUGAUAACAGCUCUUAAUGAUAGCCAAGAUAUUUUACAAGAAAACGGUUAAGAUAAUUAACAAGGCAUAGCAUUUAAUUAAGUCUUUUCCAACUAUGUAACUGAUAGUCAGGUGAACUGAUAACAUCUUUGACACCAAUUAGGCCAUCAUAUUAUAGACUAUGCAUUUUUAAUAAACGUUUGUUUAGCUAUAGAUGCUUUUACUAUAUAAAAAAAUAACAAUAAUCCACUGGAAAAAAAAAAAAAAUGUGUUCAGUUAA